GCGCCAGGUGAGUUUGACUAUUAGAAUGAGAAAUGAACAAAACUCAACCGAUGUUGAGGUUUAAUUGUAGUUUAGUUUUAAUUUGGUUUUCUCAACAAUUAAUUCGCUUUAUUUGGAGUAGUUUAUCUUGUUAAUUGUUCAUUUAAUCAACAAUGGUCGUCGCUGAUCCAGCUAAUUACUUGGAAUUAGAUAAAUGGAUGAGUCGUUUACCCAAUAAACUACAACACACUCCACUCAAUUUAAUUUCAAUCCCAGGCUCUCAUGAUUCUGGUUCCUAUUCAUUGUCUCAUGGGCGAGGUUUGGCACCAGAUAGAUCUUGGGAUGGACCUUUUACUGCAAUUCAUUUAUUUCCUAAAUUAACUGGUCGCUUUGUGAUUAAAAAAUGGUUUAAAACCCAACGAGUUGACAUCAAAGAGCAACUUAACCAUGGAAUUCGUUAUUUUGACCUUCGAACGGCCUCUGACCCUUUUGACAAUGAGCUAUAUUUUGUCCAUGGUUUAUAUGGAGAUAAAAUACUUACCAUGUUAAGAUCAAUAAGAGAUUUUCUCCAUUCUAAUGAGCGGGAAAUUGUUUUCCUUGAUUUUCAACAUUUCCAUUCGGUAUCACAAGCUCAACAUGUUACCUUGAUUAACAAUCUCAUUCAAUUACUCGGCAAUAAGAUAUGUCCUUAUGUUAAAUAUCGACGACUCGAUGAAUUAACUCUAGCCGAAAUGUGGGCCAAAAGAUAUCAAAUAAUAAUCGUCUAUCGUAAUGAUGACCUUUCUGCCCGAUACAAUGAACUUUGGCCUAGUACCAUGUUACCAAAUCCUUGGGCUAAUACAGCUUUACCUUCAAAGUUGAUCCCCUAUUUAUGGAAUGGCCUUUCUAAUCGUCCGUCUGACACUUUCUUUGUUCAUCAGGCCAUUUUGUCUCCGUCCAAAGCUUUGGUAGUUCGAAACAUUUGUAAUAACCUUUACUCUCGACUCUCCAAAACUGGGAACCAGAAAAUUGAAGAAUGGCUAUUGGAAGUUAAAAAGACCAAUUUUAAACCAAACAUAAUCAUGGCUGAUUUUGUUGAUUAUAAUGAUUAUAUUCUUGCCAAAAGAACAAUUUUAAUUAACUACGAUUACCUUGAUCAACGUUAAUUGUAAUGACAUCAGCUUAUUCUCAUUCAUUUUAUAUUCAUUUCUUGUCAUCUACUUAAAUUCACUGACAUUUUAAUUGUUCAACAAACAAAAACAUAAUCAUGACAAUUGUGUUACAUUUAAUUGUACAAAACAAAACAAAACAAAACAAAUCUAGUGAUUUACAUGUAGUGCUUGAAAUCUAAUUGUUAUCACAAAAAUUGUCUGCGAUAUCACGUAACCCAUUUUAAGCCUUAAACAUCAGCAAUCAAUCUAAUCCGAUGAAAAAAACAACAUAUCUACAAUCAACUAAAUUAAUAAUAUUGUAAUUUUUAUGCUUUGUAUUAUUAUUUAUAUAUUAUUGGCAUUUUAAUUGUUGUAAAAAUUUAAAUUAUCAAAGUUUAUUUUCUUCCCCUUAGCUUAUUAAUAUUGAAACAUUUUUCUUUUGA
Panonychus citri (citrus red mite) is the source of this 1552-nucleotide messenger RNA. RefSeq names its product PI-PLC X domain-containing protein 3-like. The transcript is spliced from 2 exons. Gene Ontology annotation, molecular function: phosphoric diester hydrolase activity. Bases 153 to 1124 code for a protein of 323 amino acids. Gene Ontology annotation, biological process: lipid metabolic process. The record is from RefSeq and is a predicted model, not a curated record. Lineage: Eukaryota; Metazoa; Arthropoda; Arachnida; Trombidiformes; Tetranychidae.